AUGACCGAGGUUAUCAACGGCACGGCCGCUCUUCCAGAGUCGGUGUCAGCAUCAUCGACUCCCAUCGCGAAUGGGUCUGCUGCCACCGCGUCCUCGAUCAUCGAUGGUAAACCUCGCAAGUUGACCAAAAACCAGUUAAAACGCGAGAGAAAGAAGCAUAAGAAGGAAAUCGCGAGGAAACAGAACCCUUCCAAUGUCGCCGAUUCUGAUACCGAAUCUGUCGCUUCCACAGCCACCAUCACAUCCUCUAGUUCUUUCGCUCUUGCACCUGGUCAGAAGCAGCAACAAGUCCAGUUAUCGCUUGUUCCUGAAGUCACACCUAACUUUGACCUUAGCGAUCUGAAUCUCGAUCAAGAUGACGCUGUCUUUGCCGAUUACAAGAGGAUCAUGCAGAAGUUCUCCGCCGGGGACGAUAAGGAAAAUGUCGAAGAUAGGAAGGGCGAGGUCUUCUACGACGAGGACGAUAUCCCAGACGAAGAAGCCGAACAGGUCGACGUCGAAGCCAAACUGAGCAAGAAGGCUAGAAAGGCUCGGGAUAAACUCAGUGUCGCUGAACUCAAGACGCUAGUCAAAAGACCCGAAAUCGUAGAAUGGACUGACACAUCAUCCUCCGACCCUAGACUACUAGUCCACCUCAAGUCAUACCGUAAUUGCGUCCCAGUGCCCAGCCAUUGGUCCCUAAAGCGGGAAUACCUUUCUUCCAAGCGUGGUGUCGAGAAGCCGCCAUUCGAUCUCCCUGCCUUCAUCAAAGCCACCGGAAUCAUGGAAAUGAGAGAUAACACUAAGGAAGACGAACGCUCGCUAAAGCAGAAACAGAGAGAGCGUGUUCAGCCGAAGAUGGGAAAGUUGGAUAUUGACUAUCAGAAGCUGCAUGAUGCCUUUUUCAGAUUCCAAGUCAAACCCCCGCUGACCAUGUACGGAGAAGUAUACUACGAAGGAAAGGAGAUGGAAACGAAUCUGAAAGACCGCAGACCUGGCGAAUUAUCGGACGAAUUGAAGGAAGCUUUGAACAUGCCGCCAAAUGCACCACCUCCAUGGCUUAUCAACAUGCAGAGAGUCGGCCCACCGCCGAGUUACCCAUCUCUCAAAGUUCCAGGAUUAAACGCACCGAUCCCAGCUGGUGCAGCAUGGGGAUUUCACCCAGGAGGUUGGGGGAAACCCCCUGUCGACGAGUUCAACAGGCCUUUGUAUGGCGAUGUUUUCGGUGUCCUACAGCCACAGGAGUCCGCCGAGAACCAAGAACCGGCGGAUAGGACUAUUUGGGGUGAACUUCAGGAGGUUGAGUCAGAAGAAGAGGAUGAGGAUGAAGAUGAAGAUGAAGAGGACGAGGACGAGGACGAGGACGACGUUGGUGCUGGAUUGCAGACACCAUCGGGCAUGGCCACGCCGUCAGGAAUGAUUAGCUCCGUACCGAGCGAAUUCGACGCGCCCGAGCAUCUUGAUCUACGGAAGGCAAGGCCGGAUAGGGACGAGGAUGAAGGACCCAAGUCGCUUUACUCCGUCCUACCAGAGCAAGAGAUUAAAUCGCGGGGCUUGUUUGGUGGACAACAUGCCUAUGAUAUCAAGUCCGGCCAGAUGCCUGUGCUUGGUCAAGAGGAUAGGAAGCGCAAGAAACCCGGCGAUAUCGAAGUUUCCAUUGAUGCAUCCACGCUCGAGGCGGACGACGGUCUUAGCAAAGAGGCCGUCAAAGCUAAAUACGAGCGAGAGAUGGAACAACAGCGGCGUGAUAAACAAGGAUUCCAGGAAGAUCUUUCGGACCUCAUCGCCUCUGAAAGCCGGAAACGACAAAAGCGCGAAGAAGACAACGCAAGGAAGAAGAAGGAAAGCAAGUUUAGAUUCUAA
Orbilia oligospora ATCC 24927 is the source of this 1842-nucleotide messenger RNA. RefSeq lists its product as uncharacterized. The coding region runs from base 1 to 1842 and encodes 613 amino acids. The record is from RefSeq and is a predicted model, not a curated record. The transcript is spliced from 5 exons. Gene Ontology annotation, cellular component: nucleus; U2-type spliceosomal complex; precatalytic spliceosome. Gene Ontology annotation, biological process: mRNA splicing, via spliceosome. Lineage: Eukaryota; Fungi; Ascomycota; Orbiliomycetes; Orbiliales; Orbiliaceae.